CAGUGUGCUCGUGUUAAACAAGACAAACCUUUUUUUAACUUGUGUUCUCAGAGUCGAGGAAUUCAUCUAGGAAAUGUCAAGCAGACAUCUGUGUUGAAAAAAGUAAACCCUCUGCUGUUAACUAAUGUAGAGACUUGCAAUCCAUCAGGAGCCAAGGUCCACAUAGAUGAAAAUGGAGUUCUUCAUUGGCCAGUGAUGUUUUUCUACCCAGAAUAUGGCGAGACAGAUUUUAUAGAAGCAUUCUGUGAAAAUUCAAGUUUCCUUGACCACUUGACAGUGAUGUUUGGGUGUGAAGGACAGCCAGUUCCCUGGGAUUCAGACUCAAAGUACACACCAGAGUCUGUUCAGAUUUACUUUGAAAAUCGAGAAGAAGAAAAACUGUAUUCAGUACCUCGUGAAACAACAUUGUUAAAUGCAUUACAACACGAAAAGUAUGUCAUUACAGGUGGAAGCCCAAGCUUCAUUCUACUGGCAGUUCCUUCAAAGUUUGCCACUGAAUUUUUGAAAAAAUACAACACUUAAUAAAAAAUAUUUUUAUUUUGAA
Messenger RNA from Gigantopelta aegis, 544 nucleotides. RefSeq names its product tetratricopeptide repeat protein 4-like. The annotation marks the transcript as partial. The transcript has 4 exons. NCBI's taxonomy places the organism in Eukaryota, Metazoa, Mollusca, Gastropoda, Neomphalida, Peltospiridae. The record is from RefSeq and is a predicted model, not a curated record. Gene Ontology annotation, molecular function: Hsp90 protein binding.